Messenger RNA from Brassica napus (rape), 1808 nucleotides. Its product is annotated as protein ASPARTIC PROTEASE IN GUARD CELL 1. Gene Ontology annotation, molecular function: aspartic-type endopeptidase activity. The transcript has a single exon. The record is from RefSeq and is a predicted model, not a curated record. Bases 275 to 1732 code for a protein of 485 amino acids. Lineage: Eukaryota; Viridiplantae; Streptophyta; Magnoliopsida; Brassicales; Brassicaceae. Gene Ontology annotation, biological process: proteolysis.
UUGAGAUCAUAAAACGAAGUUAUAAUUAAUCUUUACACCUAAAGACGAUGAAGAAACCUCUUCCCCUUUAACCAUUUAUAUAUCUUCUUGUUUCUUCCAAAGAUUGCUCGUAUAUAAAUCUCCUUGGAAGCUGCAAAACACCACAAAACUCACUUUUGUCUCACUUUCUUCCCUUCCCCACCACAAAACUCACUUUUGUCUUGUCCUCUCUCUCUCUUCGAUAAGUAAGAGAAGAUCUCUCACUCUUGGUCCAUCUAACGGUCGGGAACUAAAAAUGUGUUGUUCUCACCGCUGCUUUCUUCUCUUCGUCUUCUUCCUCGCUUCACAUUCCUUGGUUACUUCCAGAAUCUUGCCAAAGAUCUCUGUAACUACUUCAACGAUUCUUGAUGUGGCCGACUGCAUACGCAAAACCAAGGAUGCGUCGUCGUUUCAGCUGAACCAGCAAGACGAACAGAUACACUCUCCAUCCUCUUCAUUUAGCUUACAACUUCAUUCACGAGCCUCCGUCCGAGGAAAUGAGCACCCAGACUACAAGUCUCUCACGCUAGCUAGACUCGACCGUGACUCAGCCCGAGUCAAAUUCCUCAUGGCUCGUUUAGAUCUAGCCACUAACAACAUAUCCAAAGCAGAUCUCAAGCCCGUUAUUACCACAAUGUACACCACGGAACAGCAAGAGAUCGAAGCUCCUUUGAUCUCCGGCACGACUCAAGGAAGCGGCGAGUAUUUCACAAGCGUCGGUAUCGGAAACCCGGCGCGUGAGGUUUACAUGGUGCUCGAUACCGGAAGCGACGUUAACUGGCUACAAUGCGCCCCUUGCGCCGACUGUUACCACCAGACCGAGCCCAUCUUCGAGCCGUCGUCUUCCUCUUCUUACUCUCCACUCUCUUGCGACACUCCACAGUGCAAGGCCCUCGAAGUCUCCGAAUGCAGGAACGCCACGUGUCUCUACGAAGUUUCUUACGGAGACGGCUCUUACACCGUCGGCGAUCUCGCCACCGAGACGCUCACCAUCGGCUCAGCUUCCGUCGAUAACGUCGCGGUUGGGUGUGGACACAGCAACCAAGGACUGUUCGUUGGCGCCGCCGGUUUGCUCGGUCUCGGCGGCGGUUUGCUCGCUCUGCCGUCGCAGCUCAACACGACGUCGUUCUCUUACUGCCUCGUCGACCGCGACUCGGACUCGGUUUCCACCGUCGAGUUCGGGUCGGAUAUAUCUCCCGACGCCGUCGUGGCUCCGCUGCUACGUAACCACCAGCUCGACACGUUCUACUACCUUGGACUCACCGGGAUAAGCGUCGGCGGCGAGAUGCUUCAGAUUCCGAGCUCUUCUUUCGAGGUGGACGAGUCGGGAGGCGGAGGGAUCAUUAUCGACUCGGGAACCGCCGUGACUCGGCUCCAGACGGGAAUCUACGACUCGCUCAGAGACUCGUUCGUGAAAGGGACGACGGACUUGGAGAAAGCCGCUGGAGUUGCGAUGUUCGACACGUGUUACAAUCUUGCGGCCAAGACGACGAUUGAGGUCCCCACGGUGGCUUUUCAUUUUCCCGGCGGGAACAUGUUGGCGUUGCCGGCGAAGAAUUACAUGAUUCCGGUUGAUUCGGUGGGGACUUUCUGUCUUGCGUUUGCGCCGACGGCGAGUUCGCUUGCGAUCAUCGGAAACGUGCAGCAGCAAGGGACACGUGUCGGUUUCGAUUUGGCGAAUUCUCUCAUUGGAUUCUUGACAAAUAAAUGUUAGUAGCAUUUAAUGUUUUUUCUUGUACUUGUUGCAAAGAGGUGUGUAAUGAAUUAAAUUCUUGGUCGUGACGUUUUAA